Molecule: messenger RNA, 1870 nt
Organism: Cyphomyrmex costatus
Lineage: Eukaryota; Metazoa; Arthropoda; Insecta; Hymenoptera; Formicidae
Product: transmembrane protein 39A-A
Exons: 7
Coding region: 479-1870 (463 amino acids)
Cellular component (GO): membrane
Source: RefSeq, a predicted model, not a curated record
AGAUACACAAUCACCCCCAAUUCAUAUUGAUUCAUAUGCGCAAUAUAUUUCACAUUUAGCUCCCGUAAGCAUAGGGAUAUCGUGUUUUCACUACGAUCAUAGCCAAUCGCGCGUAUUUUUUCAUGUGACAUGAAAGUACGAGAAGUGAGGAAAAUCGACAAAGAUACACAAUUGACCCCCAGAAGUGAGAUAGAAUAGAGUGCCCUGAUUGGUAACGCGUCUCGCUCGCGCAUGUGCAGUUCAUUUUUGGCUACGGUAACAUCAAAGGUGCCGACGGAGAGUUGCGCUACUGUAUAUACUGUGACGUUGGACGUGUAAGAAACAUAACCUCACGUGACUUAGAGAAUAGAAUCGUUCAGCAAUAACCGCUCACUCAACGGUUGUCGCAACAUGUUCGAAAUAAAUUGAGUUUGCUGAACGUAGCCAUGACAUAAGAAAACUCGUAUCUAUCAUAUAAAUUAAUAUGAAUGUUUAAAACAUGCCUGGAGCCAAACGAAACGUUGUCGGUCGGACUGGGUCAUUUGUUAGAUCCAGUAACGUUAGUUCAGCCAAUAUCAAUGGAAGAAGCAAUAGUGGAGAAAGAGCAAGUACCAAUGGUGCAGAAGACAAAAGGCUUGACGAAAUUUAUGGUGGAAGGUCUCUGGCACCAAAACACAUUCCUAUACCUGCGGUACCAGUCGACGGACAGUUGGGCUUUGAAGCGUUAUCUUUUGUCGUUUCAAUUAUUGCAGCUUGUCUGCAAUUGCUUAAUCUAUAUAGAACUGUAUGGUGGCUACCAAAUUCUUAUAAUGGUUAUACUAUGAAUUUUUAUUUGAUAGAUCCUUAUCUAGUUGUAUUUAUUUUUACUACGGCGGCAUAUAGAUUCUUGUAUAUGUUAUUGCGUCAGAUCAUUGAUGUUUCAUUGCCAAUUCAAUUGGUAUCUGCGAAAUUGACAAUCCGAAACAUUAUAAGAUCAUCUCUAUUAGUUGUUGUUAAAAGCGUGUUGGGCUGGAGUCUGUAUCAUAUGAUUGAGAAGCACAAUUCUAUGAAAAUUUUUUAUUUAUGUUAUCCAAGUUUGUCAGUAUAUUUUGUUAUGUUUGGAAUACAGACAACACCAUUUUCUGAUAUAUCAUACUCCAGUGAAAAUGAAGAACGAAAAACAAAGUAUGUAUUAGAUAAACCUUUGCACAAUUGCUCACUAAACGCAUCAGCCAUUAGAGCAGAAGUAUACACUUUAAGAUUGGAUUUUAACAGACGAUUAAAGCAAGCUUUAUUUUCGUCUUCCGCUAGUGUGUAUGUUUGUGUAGUUGCACCUAUUAUUUUUGUACCUCCAUAUUUACAUUUUAAUGUAAUGUGGGUAGUACAGCAUGUAAUCUUAUUCUGGCUCGGAAGGAUAUGCGCAUACUUUGCUCAAGUUUAUCCUUUCAGAUAUUGUGAUGAGCUACAUAGGGCAGCGAUGCACUUAGGCCGAUGGGUCAAAAUAGAAAAUCGCAAUAAUCACAUAUAUGCCGAACCGUGGAAUGAAACGAUAUUGUGGUCUCAAGGAUCAAUUGUAAGCCACAAUCAAGAAGUUUAUCGCUCUGAAGGUUUAUGUACAGCAGCGGAACCGGGUAAUCUAAGUCACUCUAGAUUUUAUGGUUUAUUUAAUAACCGAGUAACGCUUCUGAGUCCAAUACUGGCAUUGCAAUUAUUAUUGGUAAACAUUCAAUUAUUUAUUUUAUUAGGUGUGACCGAAUGGUAUCAAAUAUUAUCGACAAUAUUAUUAUUAAUUAUACAUUAUUACACUUUGUUCAAAAUGGCUAGAGAUUUUCUAGUAUCUUGGAAAGUGUAUCGUGCUGAACAAAUAAUUCAAGAAAAAUUUCAAACAGUUGUAAACUCAGUUGCUCAAUAA